Cyphomyrmex costatus is the source of this 2679-nucleotide messenger RNA. RefSeq lists its product as uncharacterized. Gene Ontology annotation, molecular function: DNA binding; nucleotide binding; DNA-directed DNA polymerase activity. The transcript is spliced from 2 exons. NCBI's taxonomy places the organism in Eukaryota, Metazoa, Arthropoda, Insecta, Hymenoptera, Formicidae. The record is from RefSeq and is a predicted model, not a curated record. Bases 1 to 2679 code for a protein of 892 amino acids. Gene Ontology annotation, biological process: DNA replication.
AUGCAAGACGGCGACGGCCCCUUCGUGUGUAUCAAGCAUCUGUCCCGACUCGUAGAAUCGCAGAUUAACAAAAAGAAGAAUAGGAAAUACUUCUGCGACCGGUGCCUCCACUACUUCUCCUCCAACGAGAAACUGGAGAGACACAGCGAGGACUGCCAAAAGCUCUACACGUGCGCUAUCCGUCUACCGAGCACAGACGACAAAUGGCUAGAGUUCCGCAAGUACUGCAGGAAGGAGCGGGCACCGUUCGUGGUAUACGCCGACCUAGAGUGUGUGCUGAAGAAGACGGAAGACGCUGCUGCUGCUGGGUCGUCGUACGCGUACCAGCGGCACGAAGCGUUCAGUAUCGCGUACUACGUGCACUGCUCGUACGACAGCGCGUUAUCCGAGUACAGAUGUCGGCGGGGCAACGACUGCGUCAGUUGGUUCGCGAGCCAGCCAGAGGCUUUGGCGCACCGCGUGAAAAAUAUAAUAACGACCAACCGGCCCAUGGACUUCACGCGCGACGACUGGCGGAGAUUCGACAGCGCGACGCACUGCCACAUCUGCGAGAGGCCGUUCGCCCCGGGUGACGAGCGGGCGCGCGACCACUGUCACCUUACCGGGCGAUACCGCGGUCCGGCGCACAAGGGCUGCAACAUGAACUACAAGGACUCUCCGUACAUUCCGGUUGUAUUUCACAACCUGUCGGGGUACGACGCGCACUUCGUCGUACAGGAAAUAGCGACGCGAUUCCAGGGACAGGUGGAUCUACUUCCCCUGACCAAGGAGAAGUACAUCUCCUUUACGAAACACGUCAAAGACACCAGUGACACCAGUGACAAAGAUUCGCGAAAGUGCGUGAAACUACGGUUCAUAGACUCGUAUAAGUUUCUGAGUGCGGGUCUGGACAAAUUGGCGUCGUACCUCGACAAGGACAAACUGAAAAUCGUGCGUUCCGAAUUUUCAGCUCUAUCGGACGAAGACUUCGAUUUGCUCACUCAUAAAGGUGUGUUCCCCUACGAGUACGUGGACAACGUAGAGAGACUGAACGAUACGCUCUUGCCGCCACGCGAAUCGUUCCACAGCUCGCUGACGGGCGAUACAGUGUCCGAGAGCGAUUACGCGCACGCCGAGAACGUGUGGCAGCGGUUCUCCGUGCGAACGCUCGGCGAGUAUAGUGAUCUCUACUUAAAAACUGACGUCCUGUUGUUGGCCGAUGUGUUUGAGAACUUUCGAGACAGUUGCGUCGCGAGUUACGGACUCGAUCCCGCGCAUUAUUACACCCUGCCCGGUUUCACGUGGGACGCGAUGCUUAAACACACGCGCGUGAAAUUUGAGUUACUCACAGACAUAGAUAUGGUGAUGUUCGUCGAGCGCGGCAUACGCGGAGGUCUCAGCCAGUGUUCUGGCAGAUACGCGCGGGCCAAUAAUAAGUACAUGCAGGUGUACGACCCGUCGGAACCGUCGUCGUACCUCAUGUAUUACGACGUCAACAACCUGUACGGCUGGGCGAUGUGUCAACCGUUGCCCUACGCCGACUUUGCAUGGGUCGACGACGCGCAGAAUUUCGACUAUACUGCCGUCGCGUUGGAUUCGCCCACCGGGUACAUCCUCGAGGUGGAUCUCGAGUAUCCGCGGCGUCUCCACGACGCGCACGCCGACCUGCCGUUCUACCCGACGCGCGCGAAGCCGCCCGGCAAGCGCGACUACAAGCUUCUCGCGACGGUAAGCGACAAGCAGCGGUACGUCGUCCACUACCGCAACCUGCAACAGUGCACGCGUCACGGCCUUUGCGUAACGAAGAUCUAUCGCGUGUUGCGAUUCGCGCAAUCCGCCUGGCUCCGCGACUACAUCGAACUCAACACGCAGUUUCGAACGCGCGCGAAAAACGAUUUCGAGAAAAACCUGUACAAACUGAUGAACAACGCGGUGUUCGGCAAGACGAUGGAGAACGUGCGCGAACGCGUCGACGUUAAAUUGGAGACGACGUGGGAAGGACGGUACGGCGCGGAGGCGUUGAUCGCGAAACCUAACUUUCACAGCCGCAGCGUCUUCGCGGAAAACCUGAUAGCGGUCGAAUUGCGGAAACUAGAGAUGAAAUUCGGCAAGCCGAUCUACGUGGGUAUGUACAUCCUGGACAUAUCGAAAACGUGCUUGUACGAGUUUCACCACGAGUACAUGACGCCGCUGUUUCGCGAUAGAUGCAAGAUCGUGUACACCGACACGGACAGUCUGAUCUACCAUGUAGAGUGCGACGACGUGUACGAAAUCAUGAAACGCGACAUCGACAGAUUCGACACGAGCGACUAUCCCGCGAACAACGCGUACGGUAUGCCUCUCGCGAACAAGAAGGUGCCCGGCCUCAUGAAGGACGAGAACAACGGCGCCAUCAUGACCGAGUUCGUCGAACUCAGAGCGAAGAUGUACGCGCUGCGCGUCGAUGGAAAGAGGGACACGAAGAAGGCGAAGGGGGUGAAGAGCAGCGUCGUAGCGCGGACGAUAUCGGUCGAGGAUUACACCCGGUGUCUGAAGGAGGACAUCGAAAUGACGCGCAGGCAGGUGUGCAUACGAUCCAAGUUACACCGGGUGUACACGGUGUCGGAGAAGAAGAUCGCUCUGAGUCCGUACGACGACAAACGGUACGUCGUACCGGACUCGACGAACACGCUACCGUGGGGGCAUUACCGGAUAGUGUAG